Messenger RNA from Diversispora eburnea, 588 nucleotides. The record is from the annotation of a GenBank genome assembly. Lineage: Eukaryota; Fungi; Glomeromycota; Glomeromycetes; Diversisporales; Diversisporaceae.
AUGGUAAACUUAUUUUCAACCCAAGGCGGUAAUGAAAAACCUCUUCCGAAUCUUCCUCCGUCGAAUACCAUUAACACAAACUCUUCUAGAAAGAAUGUAUUGUUGAUUCCCUAUUAUAACUUUAGUCGAUAUUUAGAAACAAAACAUCCGAGAGUUGCGAAAUAUAAAAAAUCAAUAUUGAUAACUAUUGGAUUAUUGAUACUGAUAACAAUCAUUGUCACCAUUAUAGUCACAACCGUCAGCGGACAUAAGAAAGGCGACAAUACAGAUGAAGGAGGAGGAAGUAUCGAUUUAAGUGGAGAAGGAGAUGGAACUUAUUAUGAUCCAGGCGUAGGCACCGGAUCAUGCGGAUGGAUGAAUUAUGACUCUGAAUUAGUUGCAGCUUUAAACGCACCGCAGUAUGGCACAUACGCAAAUCCAAAUAAUUCGCCUGUGUGUGGUAAAUUUGUAAAAGUUACGGGUCCUAAAGGAAGCGUUAAAUGUCCAGUCUGUAAGAAUGGUGAUUUGGAUAUGUCUUCAACAGCAUUUUCUCAAAUCGCAGAGAUAGAACAGGGAAGAGUAAAAGUUACAUGGAAAAUGAUUUCAUAA